Messenger RNA from Gloeophyllum trabeum ATCC 11539, 1926 nucleotides. RefSeq lists its product as uncharacterized. NCBI's taxonomy places the organism in Eukaryota, Fungi, Basidiomycota, Agaricomycetes, Gloeophyllales, Gloeophyllaceae. The record is from RefSeq and is a predicted model, not a curated record. Bases 1 to 1719 code for a protein of 572 amino acids. The transcript is spliced from 3 exons.
AUGGAGCCCCAUCCUUCACUGCAAUAUCAGUAUGCAAGGGUAGACGUCGGGUCUGUAGGCACGUCUUCGCCUAAGCCCAUGCCACAUCGCGCAGAGUCCGAGAAAUAUCCGACCGAGGCGUCGGCGUUCGUAGUGGCAGACCAUGGGCAUGGAACUCGUCUCAGGCUCCAUCUGUUCAGCUCCGUGUUAGUUGUGCUAUGGGUCGCUUUUGUCGCUGCUAUGGUGGCCGUCCUUGAGCGGUCCGUCGCGGUGGCACCUACGAGAGUGUCCCUGCCCUGGUAUUACAGCAAUGAUGGGCUGCCGACCGUCAUGAGUACGAUAUUCGCUCAAGCCCACGCCCCAAUCACGGCAAUGCAUCUCUCGCGCCUCUCUAUCUCAGGUCUUCGAACCUCCAGCGGGAGUCCACGUACCUGGACAGAGCUGUUCUGGAUGGCAGACCAGCAGUGGGCAGGUCCAGUGGGCAUUAUCACGACAGGCUGGACAGCCACUAGACGGCGCAUCGGCCCAUCCUUUGCAUUCUUCUUCUUCUCGGGCAUCACUCUCCUAACUGCAGUCACGCCGCUUGUCCUCAACCGCGCGUACCCCAUCAAGACCUUGGACAUCGCCAUACCGCAGGUAUUCUUUCCGAGUGCUCUCUCCCCCUCAAAAUUAGGUGGAGUAGACGCUUACGCAGCCGUGGCUGCUGGUGCUGGUGCUUGGGCAACGAACCAAUCCGUCAUUAGUCUCUUCAACUCGACAACAUACACACCCGUCGGGCAGGCCCAUGUUCACGCAUCUGGCGACUAUUUUUUCGCAGGAAACGCCCUCGAUCUGGACACUCAUCUUCCUGGAGUGCGACUCCGAGGUGGUUGCAACGUCGUCGAUUCUACCGACACCCGCUUCAAUAACACUCCCCAGGGAUUUUCCCAGUUUUGUUCCACGGCGCUGAGCAAUAUAGGUUUCUCUAUGAAGACGGUUAUUGCCCCAAAUGCGUUAGCCUUGAAUGUAUCAGCUUGUACUACUGACGAAUCCUUCGCUCCCUUCAACCAGUCUCAAACCUCCAAUUCCACGACAUACUUUUGGCUAGUAAACACGGGAAGCAACGGCAUGGUCAAGGGCGAUCUCGUCGCCGGCGUCGUACGUUGUGAUGCUCAUGCUGUGUUCGGCAAUGCUUCCGUCCAAGGGCGCUAUACUUCAUUCGACCACUUCACGCCGGACAAGCUGUACGUCCCUUCGCAAGCAGGUGAACCAUUGCUAGGCCCAAUGGCAGCGAUGAUGUACUACCUCCAAACAGUGCCCAACUCGGAGGCCGGGCAGGCAGCUGCGAUCGACGGGCUGGGUUAUUGGCAAGUCGGCAUCAACCAGGGACUGUACUAUAUGUCUCCCUCCCUGGACGGAUUUGCGACCGCUCUUUGGAACGGCAUCGCGCACAUGGCGGCGGCCAUCGAACUUGUCGGUCGCGACACUAACACGCCCUACCAGGCGACCAGGCACGUCGCGGUCUCUGGCCGCAAGCGCGAUGACCGCUUCUUCGUAGCAGCGAUGUGCUUGCUUGCCGUGUGGGUUGUUGGACUCAUCGUGUCUUCCGGUCUUUGGCUUCGCCCGGCGUUCGGCGACAGUUUGGAUAGCUAUGCUGCAGGCCGGCUUCUGGCUGAACAGCCCGAUUUGGUGGAAAAUGAGGAUAUCGGGACACUAGAUAAUAACAGACGUCUACGUGCGAGAUUCGACCCCUUACGGUGAGGCCAGAAGGGUACUGUCGUGUUUGCUAGUGGUCCUCGUUUCUUUAAGCGGCAGCCUCUCCAUGCUCUACUCUGUUAAGUACUGAAUUGCGACUCUCAUGUACAGUGCAGUAGGUCCCCACUGACGUUGUUCCUGAGCAAGGAGAUGGCACAGAGGAAGCGUUGGGAUAUGGGGGGUUCAGGAGCUGGAUGUUGUGUUCACAGCAAG